AUGGCUGGUGAUGACAGUCUUCACAUGAGACCCACUGCUUGUGGCGAGGGGAAGAUAUGUUGUGUGGACGGCGGUGCCGGUGCUAGUGUAAGCAAACUGCUGCCUCCAGACUACGACAUCACCGAGGAGCCACAACCACCAGGAGGUCAACCAAUCGUGGUAGGAAUAAGCUGGUCGAUCAAGAACAUCUACGAAGUGAACUUUCGUGAAAUGUCUGUGCUCCUCUCCAUGUACUUUCGCAUGUCGUGGGCGGAACCCCGGCUUGUGGGCGUGCCCAGGGUAGACGCCCCCGGGGAGGGCAUGGUGCCCCUGCACUCUGAUCUCACCAAGCACGUGUGGAUACCUGACCUCUUCAUCCACGAGGCCAGGGAUAUCAAGUCCUUUAAGAUGAUCCAGGAGGUCCAAGGCGUAUAUCUACGUCCACCUAAUACCAUCUUCCUGUCCACGCUGUUACAGAUAUCGCUGGCUUGUCCUAUGUUCUUCUCAAAGUACCCGUUCGACGUACAGGGGUGUCUGAUGACUGUUACCUCUUACAAGUUCGAUGAGGACACACUGCGCCUGGAGUGGCUAGCCGAAGAGGUGUCGGCUGACCCAGGCAUCAGUAACCAGCUCCCCAACUACGAAUUCAGUCUUGAGUGGGACAACAUCUCCACCAAAUACUGGUGCUCCAACUGCUCCUUCGCUCCUUCAUCAAUGGGACAAGCACGGAUUAUACUAGUUCGUCGGUAUGGCCUCCACGUGCUGACCGUGUACGUUCCCUCUGCACUGUUCGUGGCGGUGGCUUGGGCGUCCUUCUUCUGGCCUCCUGAUGUGAUCCCUGGCCGCACUGUGCUCAUCAUCACGUCUCUCCUCACGGUCAUCUCUAUGUAUGCUGCCAUCGGGUAUAAAAGCCCAGAGACGAGCUACAUAAAAGCAGUGGACGUCUGGUUGUUUAUGUGUAUCGUUCAUGUGGUACUGACCUUAUUCCAGUAUGCUGUUGUAAUUACAAUUCAGAGAAAAGAAAAAGAGCUGAGAGUGAACUGUGUGGCUCCCAUGAAUGGUCAGUGUGUACGACACAACACUUCAAUCCCCCUCGGGAACGUUACAACACGACGCGAAUCCUCGACAACUUCGUCGCCGUUGUCAGCAGGAGAAGGUGGGCAGGACUCAACCGCUAUGUACGAACCGGAGAAGCGGAUGGCACCCAUCUCCCUGGUGUGGCAUCUACAGCUGGUGGAGAAUGUAGGCAAGAUAGGCAUACCCUUGAUCUUCUUCUUCUGUAACCUCGUCUACUGGUCAUACUACCUAUCCUGAGCUCUCAUACUCCUGCACCCCUGCAACGGUAACGCAGCAGGACUUGACGUAGGCGCUGUAGGAAGUGUCGCCCUUUGCAUUUUCAGAACCUUUGUAUCUAUCAUGUCUUACAAAGUUACUGACUAUAAAACAUGUUAAU
This is a messenger RNA of Cherax quadricarinatus, 1432 nucleotides long. Its product is annotated as glutamate-gated chloride channel alpha-like. Gene Ontology annotation, biological process: signal transduction; regulation of membrane potential; nervous system process. Gene Ontology annotation, cellular component: plasma membrane; neuron projection; synapse. NCBI's taxonomy places the organism in Eukaryota, Metazoa, Arthropoda, Malacostraca, Decapoda, Parastacidae. The record is from RefSeq and is a predicted model, not a curated record. Gene Ontology annotation, molecular function: transmitter-gated monoatomic ion channel activity involved in regulation of postsynaptic membrane potential; transmembrane signaling receptor activity; chloride channel activity.